Racocetra persica is the source of this 173-nucleotide messenger RNA. NCBI's taxonomy places the organism in Eukaryota, Fungi, Glomeromycota, Glomeromycetes, Diversisporales, Gigasporaceae. The record is from the annotation of a GenBank genome assembly.
GCCACAGAAAGCUUGGGUAUUUCUCAAUUCGUGACCAUUUUCAUAGUUCAUAGUGGCAGUGAUAUAGUAGAGCUUAAAGAAUAUAUUACAUGUGAUAUUUGCGGAGCAGAGGUUAUUCCUGAAGAAUUUGUAGGGCAAGUCAUUUGGUAUAUUGGUGACAGGACUACUAUGUU